AGACAAGAUGGAAGGAAACAAAAUGAAGGUACGCACAAAAGCAUUGAAGCAGUUGUUGCGCGCCUUGAAAAACAAAAUGGAAUGAGUCUCAGUAGCAAUUCCAGUCCUGAAGCAACAUUUAUGGAAACUUCAGAAAGGAUGAACAAUAUGGACGAUGCUGUAGUUCCUCGAGUUCUUUAUGAAGAAUUGCUGCGAAGCUAUCAGCAGCAGCAGGAAGAAAUGAGACACAUUCAACAAGAACUUGAGCGAACAAGAAGGCAGCUUGUUCAGCAAGCAAAAAAGCUAAAGGAGUAUGGGACAUUAGUGUCAGAAAUGAAGGAGCUCAGAGACUUGAACAGACGGCUACAGGAUGUACUGCUUCUCAGACUAGGCAGUGGUAAGUACUUGGAUAUACGUGGGACAAGUUCUUAAAUAAUUUAAUUUUAAAUUAGAAUGGCUGAAAUAAUCACAAUAUAAUCUGCUUCACUGCAUAUACCAGUCUUCCAUUUCAUACAUUGAAAAUUCUGUAUUCAUGUUCCUUUUUCAUUCUUUUUAUUAAUAGAAAUUUUCAUCCUGGUAAUAUUGGCAUGCUUUUCCAGGGCUGCACACAGCCAUGCUGUGCUGCAGCUGUGGAAACAUACUCUUUUUGAAAACCACUUUGAGGUUUUAUUAUAAUCAGGCAGUAUAUAAAUGUUUUGAAAUAAAUAAAUACAUCUAGGUAUCUCUUCCCACCCAAACCAGAAAAAAGCAUGCAGAAAUAUAAGAAUCUUUCAUAGCACACUGGUCCUGUUAUGUCUGCGACAUCAUUUAUUGCAGCUUAAGUAUUGUUGCCAAAGUUCUUGGUAGAAUGAGAAAAGGAAUCCAAUAAAUAUCUUGAAUAAAUAUAAGCGUUCCAUCUUACAGCAUGAUCCUUUGCAUGUGUACUGUACUUGGAAUCUCACUAUUUAGCAGGACUUGCUUUCAGAUAAGUGUUCAUAGGAUUGGAGAACCAUAAGCCAAACUUUCAAAGUGCUCUCCUUGAGCAAACAACAUUUGCUCCAAUUUAUUUUUCAGUUCCAUGUCUGUAAAUUCCAUUGAUUUUUAAAAUUCAAUUUAGAUUUUCUCAAAAUGUAUACUAUCUAAAACUUUGUUUGGUUUACACAGAACCAAAGACACUUUUGCCACAUUUGGACAAUCAGGUACUGGCUUGACAAACAAGGCUUGUGGCACUAUUAUGAGUGUGUUUCCAAUGUUUCAAAGUCUCCAGAUAGGGGUACAGUCAUACCUUGUUUCUCGAACGUAAUCCAUUCCUGAAGUCCGUUUGACUUCUGAAAACCUUUGAAAACCAAGGCGUGGCUUCCAAUUGGGUGCAGGAGCUUCCCACACUCAGUCGGAAGCUGCGUCGGAUGUUCGGCUGUUUGCAAACUGGAACACGCACUUCCGGGUUUGCAGCCAAAAUGGACGAGUACCAAGGUGUUUGAGAACCAAGGUUCGACUGUAUAAGGAAAGGUGCUCCUUUAGGUAACCUCAUCUCAAUGUGUCCAGGGCUUUAUAUGCCAAUAGCAAGACCUAAAACCUGGCUCAAUAGCAAAAUGGCAGCCAGUGAAACUCUUUCAGCCCAGGUGUUAUGCACAGUUGAUAGGUGCCCUUUUCCACAGUCUUGCUGUGGCAUUAUGCACUAGCAACAGCUGCCAGUUCAACCUUAAGGGAAGCUCCACAAAGAGUUCAUUGCGGUAAUCUAAUCUGGAGACUUUCCGGGCUUUGACCACUUUACCUAGGCUAUUCCAAUAAAGGGAUGGUCAUAUCUGUUGCAGCAGCCAAACUAGCAGAAGGUGCUCCUUAUCCACUGGUUCUCCAGUGACAUAGAUGGAUCUCAGGAGCACCACCAAACUACUUACUUGCUCCUUCAGAGAGUUAAACCCUAUUUAGAACAGUCAGUUGAUCUGUUCCUAGGCCUGGGAAGUGCUCCUAAACAGAACCUUAAUCCUAACCAGAAUUCAAGGUCAGUUUAUUGACCCUCAUCCAGCCCAUCAUGGUACCUAAGCACUUAUCCAAUUCCUGCAUAGUCACUUGAUUCAGAAAGAGUUGAGUUAUGUUUUGUCACUCACGGGAUGUGACAGAAAAUAUAUAAUAAAAGCAAAACAAGCCAAUAACACCCCCCAUCAUAUUUUAAAAGGGCAUCAGAUGUCCUGGUUAAAGGGGAAUGUUUUCAUCUGGUGCCUUAAAGGGGUAUAAUGAAAGUGCCAGCUGAACCUCCCUGGGGAGAGCAUUUCGCAAAUGGGGAGCCACUGCAGAAAAGGCCCAUUCUCGUGUUGCCACCCUCCAGGCCUGCCAUGGAGGUGACACAAAGAAGAGCGUCAGAGGAUGAUCUCAGGGUCUGG
Podarcis lilfordi (Lilford's wall lizard) is the source of this 2339-nucleotide messenger RNA. The record is from the annotation of a GenBank genome assembly. Lineage: Eukaryota; Metazoa; Chordata; Lepidosauria; Squamata; Lacertidae.